Carassius gibelio (silver crucian carp) is the source of this 1167-nucleotide messenger RNA. RefSeq names its product fibroblast growth factor 19 (gene fgf19). Gene Ontology annotation, cellular component: cytoplasm; extracellular region. The transcript has 3 exons. The record is from RefSeq and is a predicted model, not a curated record. Gene Ontology annotation, biological process: positive regulation of cell population proliferation; positive regulation of gene expression; cell differentiation. Gene Ontology annotation, molecular function: growth factor activity; fibroblast growth factor receptor binding. The coding region runs from base 79 to 711 and encodes 210 amino acids. NCBI's taxonomy places the organism in Eukaryota, Metazoa, Chordata, Actinopteri, Cypriniformes, Cyprinidae.
GCAAUACAAAGGAGACAGAGUGUGCAGGAUUCACAUCAGAACGAGACAGCCUAUAAUUACUACAGAUAAAAGUUAAUAAUGCUCCUCUUACUCUUUGUCACUGUUUGUGGAAGUAGCAUCGGCGUGGAGAGCGUUCCGUUGCCUGACUCUGGUCCACAUUUGGCAAAUGACUGGGGAGAAGCAGUCAGGCUCAGACAUCUGUACGCAGCCAGACACGGUCUACAUCUGCAAAUAAACCCAGACGGGGAAAUAAGCGGAUCGUACAUGCAAAGUUCGAACAGUUUGGUUGAGAUUCGACCGGUGGAUACAGGAUGUGUUGCCAUUAAAGGUGUUGCAAGCACCAGAUUCCUCUGCAUGGACAGAAUGGGAAAACUGUACGGAUCGCACACUUACACAAAGGAUGACUGCUCUUUUUUGGAACGCAUCAUGCCGGACGGCUACAACAUCUACAUCUCAAGCAAACACGGAGCCCUUGUGAAUUUGGGUGGCGCAAAAAGCAAGUUGAACAGUAACAACGGGAAUGCUGCAUCCCAGUUUCUGCCCAUGGUCAACACACUUUCUCAGGAACCUACCAACCACCUUUCAGGGGAGCAGCAUUUUUCUGUGGACCCUGAACAGGACCAUCAGUUGGGCCUUGAAAUAGACAGCAUGGACCCUUUUGGAAAGAUCUCCCAAAUUGUGAUCCAGAGUCCCAGUUUCAACAAAAGAUGAGGACUGAACAAUCCCCUGUGAAUGUUGAAAGGAAAUGACCCAGAGGUCAAGAAACAGAAGACGGUUUAAAAUCAGUUCUGCUUUGAACCAGAGCACAGGGCCAGACUUUUAGAAAAAGUCCAGUGAAAGCAACCUGCACACUGGACACAGUCACUGGACAAAUGUAGUGUUAUAGACUGGAAACAAAAUCACUCCAAAUGUUGAAGAUUGUUGUAAGAUCAACCAUAAUGGUUCAACUUGAAUGUAUUUAUUUUUCCAUGUGUCUAUGAUGACCUUGCUCUGUAAUUAUUGUUUAAAACUUUAGUUAAUACAGUAUAUACUAGCAUAAUCUAGAAUGCACUGUAAACACAUUUUGUUUACCUUUUUUAGUAUUUCAUGAAUAUAUAACUAUUUGUUCUUUCUGAAAGAGUACAUAAUGAUUAAAUAACUUUUGAAAUAAAGGAUAUGCUAAACGUG